UCAACAGUCCGAAAUCGCAACAGACUAGCUUUUUCUCAUAAUCCCAUCAGAUCAAAUUUGGACUAUCCAUCAAUGGCAUCCGAAUCAGAGCAACCCCUAUCCGCCUCCAGCACUCCCGUCAACGGCGAAAUCAAACCCAAAAUAGCUCUAGUCACCGGUAUAACCGGUCAGGAUGGUUCAUAUCUCACUGAAUUCCUCCUCAACAAAGGCUAUGAAGUUCAUGGGUUGAUUCGUAGGUCCUCCAAUUUCAACACGCAGCGGAUUAACCAUAUUUAUAUAGACCCGCACAAUGUCCAUAAAGCCCGAAUGAAGCUCCAUUAUGCAGAUCUCUCUGACGCGUCGUCUCUCCGUCGUUGGCUCGACACUAUCUACCCCGACGAAGUCUACAACCUUGCAGCCCAAUCCCAUGUGGCAGUCUCUUUCGAAGUCCCUGAUUACACGGCGGAUGUCGUUGCCACCGGAACUGUCCGCCUUCUUGAGGCGGUGAGGUCUCAUAUUGCCGCGACAGGGCGAAGCCAUGUCAAGUACUAUCAAGCGGGAUCUUCGGAAAUGUUCGGAUCUACGCCGCCACCGCAAUCAGAAACCACCCCAUUUCAUCCAAGAUCACCAUAUGCCGCGUCAAAAUGCGCGGCGCAUUGGUACACUGUUAAUUACAGGGAGGCUUAUGGGCUGUUUGCUUGCAAUGGGAUUUUAUUCAAUCACGAAUCUCCUCGUCGCGGGGAGAAUUUUGUAACCCGAAAGAUUACGAGGGCUCUUGGGAGAAUUAAGGUGGGGUUACAGAGUAAGCUGUUUUUAGGGAAUUUGCAGGCCUCUAGGGACUGGGGUUUCGCAGGGGAUUACGUGGAGGCAAUGUGGAUGAUGUUGCAGCAGGAAAAGCCUGAUGAUUAUGUGGUUGCGACAGAGGAAUCGCAUACGGUGGAGGAGUUUUUGGAAGUGGCAUUUGGCUAUGUUGGGCUGAAUUGGAAGGAUCAUGUUGUAAUUGAUAAGAAGUAUUUUAGGCCUGCUGAAGUGGAUAAUUUGAAAGGGGAUUCGAGCAAGGCGAGGAAAGUGCUUGGCUGGAAGCCUAAAGUUGGGUUUGAGCAAUUGGUGAGGAUGAUGGUCGAUGAAGAUGUUGAUUUAGCUAAGAGGGAGAAGGUUCUUGUUGAUGCUGGUUACAUCAAUGCUCAGCAACAGCCUUGAUUCAUACGUCUGCUGGUCUCUUCUCGUCCGGUCAUUAAGUUAUUGUAUUAAUGUACGUAAGAAAUUUGAAUAAUCGAGUCAUAAUCGAAUAAUCAGUCAUAAUUGAAUAAUCAAUGAGUUUAAAUUGAUAGGAGGAUAUUUACUGGGGUGUUUAAUUCAAGUGUUUUUUUUCCCCUAAAAUGUUUAUUUGUCCCUUUGUUUCGUGGAAUCAAAUUCAUUCAGUUUCAGCAAGAAUAGUUUCAAUC
Messenger RNA from Populus euphratica (Euphrates poplar), 1424 nucleotides. RefSeq names its product GDP-mannose 4,6 dehydratase 1-like. The coding region runs from base 73 to 1179 and encodes 368 amino acids. The record is from RefSeq and is a predicted model, not a curated record. Gene Ontology annotation, molecular function: GDP-mannose 4,6-dehydratase activity. Gene Ontology annotation, biological process: 'de novo' GDP-L-fucose biosynthetic process. The transcript has a single exon. Lineage: Eukaryota; Viridiplantae; Streptophyta; Magnoliopsida; Malpighiales; Salicaceae.